Molecule: messenger RNA, 11154 nt
Organism: Chionomys nivalis (European snow vole)
Lineage: Eukaryota; Metazoa; Chordata; Mammalia; Rodentia; Cricetidae
Gene: Myo18a
Product: myosin XVIIIA
Exons: 44
Coding region: 191-7276 (2361 amino acids)
Cellular component (GO): myosin complex
Molecular function (GO): protein binding; ATP binding; cytoskeletal motor activity
Source: RefSeq, a predicted model, not a curated record
GGGGGGCGGCGCUGCGCUGCGCCGUGCUGCGCUCCAGCCGGGACCCGGCCGGGGCCGCUGGAUGCCGCGUCUCCGCUCCUGCUGCCUGCCGGGCGGGCUCCGGCGGCCGCUGCAAGGUGGGGUCCAAAGACGCUGCGUUAACCACCCGUAAUCCGCUGGGGGUACACCCCCUAAAAACAGCACACCCACCAUGUUUAACCUCAUGAAGAAAGAUAAGGACAAAGAUGGCGGGCGGAAGGAGAAGAAGGAGAAAAAGGAGAAGAAAGAGCGGAUGUCAGCCGCAGAACUGAGGAGCCUCGAAGAGAUGAGCAUGCGCCGUGGCUUCUUCAACCUGAACCGGUCCUCCAAGCGUGAAUCCAAGACGCGCCUGGAAAUCUCCAACCCCAUCCCUAUCAAGGUGGCCAGCGGCUCUGACCUGCACCUGACUGACAUUGACUCUGACAGCAAUCGGGGCAGCAUCAUCCUGGACUCAGGCCACCUAAGUACAGCCAGCUCCAGUGAUGACCUCAAGGGUGAGGAAGGCAGCUUCCGGGGCUCUGUGCUGCAGCGGGCAGCCAAGUUCGGCUCACUGGCCAAGCAGAACUCUCAGAUGAUUGUCAAACGUUUUUCUUUCUCCCAGCGGAGCCGGGAUGAGAGUGCUUCAGAGACCUCCACCCCCUCAGAGCACUCUGCAGCCCCAUCACCUCAGGUAGAGGUGAGGACGCUUGAGGGACAGCUAAUGCAACAUCCUGGCCUAGGCGUCUCUCGACCGGGACCACGAUCUCGGGUCCCUGAGCUGGUCACUAAAAGAUUCCCAGCUGACCUACGUCUCCCUGCUGUGGUUCCCCCGCCACCUCCUGCUCUCCGGGAGCUGGAGUUGCAACGAAGACCCACAGGAGACUUUGGCUUCUCACUUCGGCGCACAACCAUGCUGGACCGGGCCCCUGAGGGUCAGGCCUAUCGGCGGGUGGUUCACUUUGCUGAGCCAGGUGCAGGCACCAAGGACCUGGCCUUGGGGCUAGUGCCAGGAGAUCGACUGGUGGAGAUUAACGGACAGAAUGUGGAGAAUAAGUCCAGGGAUGAAAUUGUGGAGAUGAUCCGGCAGUCUGGGGACAGUGUACGGCUCAAAGUACAGCCCAUCCCAGAGCUUAGUGAGCUGAGCAGGAGCUGGCUGCGGACUGGGGAAGGACACCGCAGGGAGACGGCUGAUCUAGAGAGCAGCACUAAGGACAGCCGUGGUCCACCUAGAAGUCCCCAGCCUGCCACCAGCCUGCCACCCUCAGAGACUUCCCAGAGAGCAAAGAGCCCGGAAACCACAUUCACUAUGAAUGGCCUGGGGGCUGCCUCAGCCGAAGGCCCAAAUGAAGAGGCCCAAGGUCUGUCCCGGAACCGGGUGGCCAAUGCUGUGAGGAAGGUGGUGGGCAAGGUGCUGCCUGGUGAGGAGCCUGGCAAUGCCAAGGAGCCUCCAGGCCGAGGAACCAAGUCCCCUGAGCACCCACCACGAGGCAAGAAGGGAGAAAAGGCAGCCUCUAGCCCCAAGCCCCCGCCACCACCACCUCCUCCUCCUGCUCCACCAAAGCCUGAAACAAAGAAGGAGGCUGUCAAGGACGAGCUGUCUGUGGGCCUGCGCAGUCUGAUGUCUCGGGGCCGAGGCAAGGACCACAAGUCCCGCAGCAAGCAGCCUCCUGGGAGAGGAGAGAAGGCCCCCAGCCAGGAGCCAGGCCCCUCUGGAAAGCCAGGCUCCCCAGAUGUGGUGGAUGCUCCAAAGAAAGCAGGAUCCCCAGCCAAGCCUGAGACCCCAAAUAAGCAGUCCUCCGCAGCCCCAGCACAAGGGCUGUCUGACCCAAAUUCUGCUGACCUGAAGUCGAACCACUCUGGAGAGCAGCAGGCCAACUUGCCAGACUCCAGUGUGCGGCAGGAGACAGGAGCUGACCCUGAGGUCCGGCUGAGUCCCGCAGAGGAGGCACACCAGCGACUUGAGAGGAUCUUCACAGCUUCUCUGGACCCUGAGGCCGCCUCUCCUGCCCACAGCCAGGUAGGGUGCUCCUGCCCCACCCAGGAGCCCUCUGCCUUCUCCGGUGACAACCCACCACCCCCACCUUACACCUGGGCUGGCGUCUGUGCUCGGGCCUCCUGCUGGAGUGCCAAGACGGAAGAGCAGAUUGCAGCCGAAGAGGCCUGGUAUGAGACGGAGAAGGUGUGGCUGGUCCAUAGGGAUGGCUUCUCCUUGGCCAGCCAGCUCAAGUCGGAGGAGCUCAGCCUACCUGAGGGGAAGGUGCGUGUGAAGCUGGACCACGAUGGAGCCAUCCUGGAUGUGGAUGAAGACGACAUAGAGAAGGCUAAUGCUCCCUCGUGUGAUCGCCUAGAAGAUCUAGCCUCACUGGUGUAUCUCAACGAGUCUAGCGUCCUGCACACACUGCGCCAGCGUUAUGGGGCUAGCCUGCUACACACCUACGCUGGCCCUAGCUUGCUUGUCCUUAGCCCCCGAGGUGCCCCUGCUGUGUAUUCAGAGAAGGUGAUGCACAUGUUCAAGGGGUGUCGGCGGGAGGACAUGGCACCCCACAUCUAUGCCGUGGCCCAAACUGCAUAUCGGGCAAUGCUGAUGAGCCGCCAGGACCAGUCCAUUGUCCUUCUGGGUAGCAGUGGUAGUGGCAAGACCACCAGCUUUCAGCAUCUGGUGCAGUAUCUGGCCACCAUUGCCGGCACCAGUGGGAGCAAGGUGUUUUCUGUGGAGAAGUGGCAGGCCCUGUACACCAUCCUGGAAGCCUUCGGGAACAGCCCAACCAUCAUGAAUGGCAGUGCCACCCGCUUCUCCCAGAUUCUCUCCCUGGACUUUGACCAAGCUGGCCAGGUGGCCUCAGCAUCCAUUCAGACGAUGCUCCUGGAGAAGCUGCGGGUGGCCCGACGCCCGGCCAGCGAGGCCACGUUCAACGUCUUCUACUACUUGCUGGCCUGUGGUGACAGCACGCUCAGGACAGAGCUUCACCUGAACCACUUGGCCGAGAACAAUGUGUUUGGAAUUGUGCCAUUGGCCAAGCCCGAGGAGAAGCAGAAAGCUGCUCAGCAGUUCAGUAAGCUACAGGCGGCCAUGAAGGUGCUGGCCAUCUCCCCCGAGGAACAGAAGGCCUGUUGGCUCAUACUGGCUUCCAUCUACCACCUGGGUGCGGCUGGAGCUACCAAAGCUGGACGCAAGCAAUUUGCCCGCCACGAGUGGGCCCAGAAAGCUGCAUACCUGCUGGGCUGCAGCCUGGAAGAGCUAUCCUCGGCUAUUUUUAAGCACCAACUUAAAGGUGGUACCCUGCAACGUUCCACCUCCUUCCGCCAGGGCCCCGAGGAGAGCGGCCUGGGAGAGGGCCCAGGCCCCAAACUGAGUGCCAUGGAGUGCUUAGAGGGCAUGGCAUCUGGCCUCUACAGUGAGCUCUUUACCCUCCUCAUCUCCCUGGUAAACAGGGCUCUCAAGUCCAGCCAGCACUCGCUCUGUUCCAUGAUGAUUGUGGAUACGCCGGGCUUCCAGAACCCUGAGAGGGGCGGGUCAGCCCGUGGAGCUUCCUUCGAGGAGCUGUGCCACAACUAUGCCCAGGACAGGCUGCAGAGGCUGUUCCAUGAGCGCACCUUCCUUCAGGAGUUGGAAAGAUACAAGGAGGAGAACAUCGAACUGGUGUUUGAUGACUUGGAGCCAGCUGCAGAUGACUCGGUGGCUGCUGUGGACCAAACUUCCCACCAGUCCCUGGUCCGCUCACUGGCCCAUGCUGAUGAGGCAAGGGGACUACUAUGGCUGCUGGAAGAGGAGGCGCUGGUGCCGGGUGCCACCGAGGAUGCUCUCCUCGACCGUCUUUUCUCCUAUUAUGGCCCCCAGGAAGGUGACAAAAAAGGCCAGAGUCCUCUACUGCGCAGCAGCAAACCACGGCACUUUCUCCUGGGUCACAGCCACGGUACCAACUGGGUGGAGUACAAUGCGACUGGCUGGCUGAACUAUACCAAACAGAACCCAGCUACCCAGAAUGCAUCCCGGCUCCUGCAGGAUUCUCAGAAAAAGAUGAUCAGCAACUUGUUUCUAGGCCGGGCAGGCAGCGCCACAGUGCUCUCAGGCUCCAUCGCGGGCCUGGAGGGUGGCUCCCAGCUGGCCUUGCGCCGGGCGACUAGCAUGAGGAAAACCUUUACUACUGGCAUGGCAGCUGUCAAGAAGAAGUCACUGUGCAUACAGAUUAAGCUGCAAGUGGAUGCCCUCAUUGACACCAUCAAGAGGUCCAAGAUGCACUUUGUACACUGCUUCCUGCCUGUGGCUGAGGGCUUGCCCGGGGAACCCCGAGCUGCCUCUUCCCGCCGAGUUAGCAGCAGCAGUGAGCUGGACCUGCCCCCAGGAGACCCCUGUGAGGCUGGGCUGCUGCAACUGGAUGUGUCCCUACUUCGUGCCCAGCUUCGGGGAUCCCGCCUGCUUGAUGCAAUGCGCAUGUACCGCCAAGGUUACCCAGACCACAUGGUGUUUUCUGAGUUCCGCCGUCGCUUUGAUGUCCUUGCUCCACACCUGACCAAGAAGCAUGGGCGCAACUACAUUGUGGUGGAUGAGAAGCGGGCUGUGGAGGAGCUGUUAGAGUCCCUGGACCUGGAGAAGAGCAGCUGCUGCAUGGGCCUGAGUCGGGUGUUCUUCCGGGCAGGCACGUUGGCACGGCUGGAAGAGCAGCGAGAUGAGCAAACCAGCAGGCACCUGACCCUGUUCCAAGCGGCAUGCAGAGGCUAUCUCGCCCGCCAGCAUUUCAAGAAGAGAAAGAUCCAGGACCUGGCCAUCCGCUGUGUGCAGAAGAACAUCAAGAAGAACAAAGGGGUGAAGGAUUGGCCCUGGUGGAAGCUCUUCACCACUGUGCGGCCCCUCAUCCAAGUCCAGCUGUCAGAAGAACAGAUUCGCAACAAAGACGAGGAGAUCCAGCAGCUGCGCAGCAAGCUUGAGAAGGUGGAGAAAGAACGGAAUGAGCUUCGGCUCAACAGUGACCGGCUGGAGUCCCGGAUCUCAGAGCUGACAUCGGAGCUGACUGACGAGCGGAACACAGGAGAGUCCGCCUCCCAGCUGCUGGAUGCAGAGACAGCCGAGAGGCUUCGAGCCGAGAAGGAAAUGAAAGAGCUACAGACCCAGUAUGAUGCACUGAAGAAGCAGAUGGAAGUCAUGGAAAUGGAGGUGAUGGAGGCCAGGCUCAUUCGGGCAGCAGAGAUCAACGGGGAAGUGGAUGAUGACGAUGCAGGGGGAGAGUGGCGGCUGAAAUAUGAGCGCGCUGUUCGGGAGGUGGACUUCACCAAGAAGCGGUUCCAGCAGGAGUUGGAAGACAAAAUGGAGGUGGAGCAGCAAAGCAGGAGGCAGCUAGAGAGACGGCUUGGGGACCUGCAAGCAGACAGUGACGAGAGCCAGCGAGCCCUGCAGCAGCUCAAGAAGAAGUGCCAGCGACUCACAGCUGAACUGCAGGACACUAAGCUGCACCUGGAGGGCCAGCAGGUCCGAAACCAUGAGCUGGAGAAGAAGCAGAGGAGGUUUGACAGUGAGCUUUCCCAGGCACAGGAGGAGGCCCAGCGGGAGAAGCUGCAAAGGGAGAAGCUCCAGCGGGAGAAGGACAUGCUCCUGGCUGAGGCUUUCAGCCUGAAGCAGCAGCUGGAGGAAAAAGACAUGGACAUCGCCGGGUUUACCCAGAAGGUCGUCUCCUUGGAGGCUGAGCUCCAGGACAUUUCUUCUCAAGAGUCCAAGGAUGAGGCUUCUCUGGCCAAGGUCAAGAAGCAGCUCCGGGACUUGGAGGCCAAGGUCAAGGAUCAGGAAGAGGAGUUGGAUGAACAGGCGGGAAGCAUACAGAUGCUGGAGCAGGCCAAGCUGCGUCUGGAGAUGGAGAUGGAGCGGAUGCGACAGACCCAUUCCAAGGAGAUGGAGAGUCGGGAUGAGGAGGUGGAGGAGGCCCGGCAGUCAUGUCAGAAGAAGCUAAAGCAGAUGGAAGUGCAGCUUGAGGAGGAGUAUGAAGACAAGCAGAAGGCACUGCGGGAGAAGCGGGAGCUGGAGGGCAAGCUGUCCACACUCAGUGACCAGGUGAACCAGCGGGACUUUGAAUCAGAGAAGCGGUUGCGGAAAGACCUGAAGCGUACCAAGGCGCUGCUGGCAGAUGCCCAGAUCAUGCUGGACCAUUUAAAGAACAACGCCCCCAGCAAGAGGGAGAUUGCCCAGCUAAAGAACCAGCUGGAAGAGUCGGAGUUCACCUGUGCAGCAGCUGUAAAAGCACGGAAGGCGAUGGAGGUGGAGAUGGAGGAUCUGCACCUGCAGAUUGAUGACAUCGCCAAAGCCAAAACAGCGUUGGAGGAGCAACUGAGUCGCCUUCAGCGUGAGAAAAAUGAGAUCCAGAACCGGCUGGAAGAGGAUCAGGAGGACAUGAAUGAGCUGAUGAAGAAGCACAAGGCAGCUGUGGCCCAGUCCUCUCGGGACAUGGCACAGAUGAAUGAUCUCCAAGCUCAGCUAGAAGAAUCCAACAAGGAGAAGCAAGAGCUACAAGAGAAGCUACAAGCCCUGCAGAGCCAGGUGGAGUUCCUAGAGCAGUCCAUGGUCGACAAGUCUCUCGUCAGCAGGCAGGAAGCGAAGAUCAGGGAGCUGGAAACACGCCUGGAGUUCGAAAAGACCCAAGCGAAGCGUCUGGAGGGCCUGGCCAAUAGGCUCAAGGAGAACAUGGAGAAGCUGACCGAGGAACGGGACCAGCGCGCUGCAGCUGAGAACCGUGAGAAGGAGCAGAACAAGAGGCUCCAGCGGCAGCUCCGGGACACCAAGGAGGAGAUGGGUGAACUUGCCAGGAAGGAAGCAGAGGCCAGCCGCAAGAAGCAUGAGCUGGAGAUGGACCUGGAGAGUCUGGAAGCCGCUAACCAAAGCCUGCAGGCUGACCUCAAGCUGGCAUUCAAGCGCAUUGGGGACUUGCAAGCCGCCAUUGAGGAUGAGAUGGAGAGCGAUGAGAAUGAGGACCUUAUCAACAGUUUGCAGGACAUGGUGACAAAAUAUCAGAAAAGAAAGAAUAAACUUGAGGGAGACUCCGAUGUGGACUCAGAGCUGGAGGACCGGGUCGACGGGGUCAAAUCUUGGUUGUCAAAGAACAAGGGACCUUCGAAGGCAGCUUCUGACGAUGGCAGCUUGAAGAGUUCCAGCCCAACCAGCCACUGGAAGUCCCUUGCCCCUGACCCAUCAGAUGAUGAACACGAUCCUGUGGACAGCACCUCCAGACCCCGAUUCUCCCACAAUGGUUUGAGUGACAGCGACACAGAGGCCAAGCCAACAGAGACCAAUGCAUAGCCCAGGAGUGGGUCAUGGCCCUCCCACCCCACAGCCUCUCCCAGGAAAUGGAGGGUUACCUCUGCCCCCGCCCGACUGCCGAUCUGCAUGGAAAACACCACAGCGCUCUGUAAGGAGGACUUUCCAGGCUGUGGGUGUCUGAUAGCUGCACGUGGAAGAGGUGGGGGAAGAGGAGUCUCUGCGAGAACUUCCACUUCCGCCUCAGAAAUGCCACGCUCUUGGCUCCUACUCUGGACCCUGUGGACCAUGUCAGGUGGCCUGGCACUUCAUGGAGCCAGCAGUGGACUUCCAUGUCAGCCUGCUGCUCAGGGAUGGUGGAUAGGUUACCUGCUGGGCCACUCCAAGUUGCUAGGCCCAUGGGAAAGAGUCAGGAGGGAGCAGCAAUGCCUCUCCUCUGCUGGGGUGAGGGCUUUCUCUUCUCAGUGCCUGCUGUCUUUUUACUGUUUAAUUUAAAUACCCAAACCUCCACGCAGCUGCAUCCUUGAGAGUGGGAGGGGCUGCUGUUGCAGCUGGGCCCUGUGGGAUGUCUUGGGAAUCUCCUCUCCAUCUUCACUCCUCCAGAGGUCCUUCCUCGUGCACCCUGCAGCCCUGCAGCCGGGCGGGCACACUGGUGAGCAGAGCUGGGGCCCUGGCUCUUAAGAGGAAGUGUAGGGAGGCGUGGCAGUCUGGUGCUUCUGGCUUGGGCCUAGCAAACCUUGUUGAGUAUUAAGUGCAAUGAGCAAUUAUUUAAGAGCUUAUCUCGUCCACCUGCACCAGCCCAUGGCUUCCAGCACUGCCUUCCUUCUGUCCACAGUGUAGCCAGCCCAUUUGGUGCUGAGGACUUGCGGUGGGCACAAUGGGAGGUAGAUGUUUGGUCUGUUUACCAGACCAGAGUCUUAACCCUUUAUCAUCUUUCUUCUGCCCGUGUCCCUGUUCCCACACAUACCCCAGACACAACAACAGGUGGUCUGGACAUCCCAGCUGCUUCCCAUAAAAGUCAUUGCACCCUCUACCAGAUUUAGGGGCCCAAGAGCAGUGCCUGGUGCUGGACCUGUCUGCCAUCCCCCUUCCCUCCUGCAAUUGGUUUGUACUUAUCGGGCUGUGCUCACCUGUGGACCUGAUUAAGGAAAUAAAAGGCCCCUUCCCUCCUGGCCACACGUGUUCCUGCCUCUCCUUGCAGGCUCAGGAGAAAUCCAGGGUGACCCCAGGGCAGAGGCAGAGGUGGGAUUCUGGAGCCACCUUGGUCUGUGGUGGCCUACUCCCAAGCCAGACCAGUGCCACUCAUGGAGCCUUGGCAGUUGAGAUAGGUCUGGAGAUAAGGAAGACAGAGCUCCCCCACCCCCUUUUAUAUUGAGGCUAGUGGAGUUUGCAGCCCACUAUCUCUCCCUCUCUUCUACCCUCGUUCCCCCCCCCCCGCUUCCUCCCUCCCCAACCCUUUUCAAACCUUUGAUUUUAGUCUCUCCAAAGGUGACUUUUUGAUCAAAAUUUGGCAGCAUUUUCUCUGUCCUUCCACCCUUUAUGAGCACAGGAAACUUGAGUACACUGGGAGUACCACCUUAGAUGCCUGCUUGGCCCCUGCCUACACACCUGAGCUAAAUCUUAUGCUUUGUGGCAGGUAUAGGGCAGUCAUGCAGAUGAGCAAGAAACCAAAGACCCCUUCCCCUCCUCCUCUUCUUCCUCCUCCUCCUCUGAACAUUUUUCAUGACCAGAUACAUUUUCUGCAGGAGUUAAGCGGUCUGGGGAGGUACGGGUAGCGGGGGUGGCUUUGCUGAUGUCAGCCACCCAGGAAGUCAAGAGAGGGAACCAGAUGGAAACAUCACCAAAACGAGCUGGGGAGAACUAUGAAGUAGAUCCUUCUAGGACAGAGCUGCCUGCCCUCCAACAGAGGCAAGGCAAUGAAAGUGAAGUUAUAUUUGUUUGUUGAAACUGAGUCUCACUGCGCAGCCCCGGCUGACCUCCCAUUUCCACUUCUCCUGCCUCAGCCUCCCUAAAGCCGGGAUUCCAGGUGUGAGCCGACACACCCAAUUUGGGGCGAGAGAAAUUUUUUGGUACUCACAUAAUCUGCUCAGCAUUUGAGAAAGCUGUCUUGAUUAGCUCGUGUGGCCUGGGCACAGUCCUUUCAGACCAGGGAUGUCCCAGUGAGGAAUCUGACACUCAGAACAUACACCUUUCCCCUACUGCUGUGUGUCAGUUUCCGUCCUGAGAAGAGUAAAUCACAGUGCCUGUCCUCAGGGAAGGUGAGCAGGAGGGCAGAGGAGGUGCUUCGGAGCUCUGAGCUGAGAAUGCCUUGGGAAGGGAGACUGAAGGACCCUUGAAACAGUAUUUGGAGCUAGGGCAUGGGCAGUUAGCGCGGGGACAUGCACAGGAAAGGAAGCUUACACAAAGGUCCUGAGUCUGAGCGGGAUAAACAGUGCUCAUACCACAGCUGCCUGAGAAACCAGAGGUCACAGCACCACCACUACCACCAGUGCUUCUCGAAGCUUCCACAUGACCCUCGGCUAGGAUUGUAGACUCCAGGUUAUGAAGGGGGCAAUUCCCUUGGUUCCCACUCCCUGAGGCCCAAAAGGCCACCAAAACAUGUCUUCAUUAGGGUUAUACCUAGAAAAUUCCACAAGUUCCUGAGAUGUGUGUGAGCCCACAAAACAAAAUCGUAGUCCACGAGCCUGUCUUGCAGCCACCCUGUGUCCCCUUUGAACCUCCCUUCUGAUUUCCAGCCCUUAGGAUUGCUCUGACUCCUGAAUAAGAGGCAAGGGCAGGAACCAGAGCCCUUGGGAGACUCCCCAUAUGCCCAGACACCACAACAGCAGCCAGUGACCCCCGAACCGCUCCCUUUGCCCUCGAGUCCUCUUGGCAGGCUAUCCCGGUUGUCCUUCCCCCGUCCCAGCCCCCGUGCCUGGUGGCACAGACACUUAGCGAUUUGCUCCUUAAUUGUCCCCCAGCUAGGCUGCGCAGAUGCCGCUCUUUAAUCUCUCCUGAUAAAUGAAUCGCGCCGCUCCUUUAAUCAUAUGUUCAUAUCCAAGCCAAUUUGAAUCAAUUUGGCAGGGAGCAUGUUGCAAGAGAUGCCAUGACUGCUGUUCUCCCCACAGGGCCUCAGAGCCUCAAUGACUUGCAGUCCGCACUCAGCAAGGAGCCCAGGAGGCCCAUCUAGGAAGAGGAGUGCCUAUCUAAAAGGUGGGGACUUUUUAAAGUCAGCCACCUCAUUUGCUUCUUGCACUCCAAGCAGGCUGUGUGGGAAUCGAAGAUGAAUUCCCAAAGGCCUCAGGAGUGGGAGGGACAGGGGAUGAGCUCACAGCCUGCCUUGGUCACUGAAUAAAGGGCCACGUUAUCAUGCCUGGGAGAAAGUGCUGUCUUAAAUCUAACCCUGAUCCCUUCUGUUGCCCUUUCAUUUCCUCGGAGCUGGCUCUCAGGAACUUGGAACACCUCAUCGCCUCUUACACAGCACCACAUGUCAGACCAGACUAUGCUGGUUUGUCCCCACCCACUGCUGGCAGCUGCAACUCUCUUCAUCUUUCCCUAGGCUACCGUCUUCUUUAAACCCUCUAGCCCAGGGACAGCCCUGUACCACGUUCUUAGCUGCCUCCUCCCUGCCUCAGUUGGAGUUCAGACGCAAUGGCAAAAACAAACAGGCUACCUACACUGCAACCUUUGGGAAAAGGGGCCGACUCUUCUGGCCUCGGUUUCCCUGUUUGUAAAGUGAGGUGGUGUUGCUGGCAAGAACUUUUGGUUCCUAAGUUCAGAGCUCAUUGCUGCAGCCACAGCACCCUGAGGUGGCACCCGUGGGGCUGGGAGGCCUGGGUGGUGGGGAAGUUCAUGAUCUGGUGGGGCUUGGCUUCUAUCCAGGCCUCUUUCAUUCCCUGUCCUCUUCCCUUCCCCACUUUGCCAGUGCCGGCAGGGGCUCU